Zea mays is the source of this 1217-nucleotide messenger RNA. Its product is annotated as RNA-binding (RRM/RBD/RNP motifs) family protein. Gene Ontology annotation, molecular function: mRNA binding. Bases 6 to 950 code for a protein of 314 amino acids. Gene Ontology annotation, cellular component: chloroplast thylakoid membrane. NCBI's taxonomy places the organism in Eukaryota, Viridiplantae, Streptophyta, Magnoliopsida, Poales, Poaceae. The transcript is spliced from 4 exons. Gene Ontology annotation, biological process: chloroplast rRNA processing. The record is from RefSeq and is marked provisional.
UCACCAUGGCCACCGCCACUACGUCCGCCUAUCAUUGCAACGCCGUCCUCCACCUUCCCAGACCUCCGCAGUUCCGCCGGCUCCUGCCCCCUCUCCCCUCCCUCGUCACCCGCAGAGCCGCGAGCGUCGGGCUGGGGGUCGCCCGUCUCGGUUCGAGGGCGAGGGCAAGGGCAAGUUCCGUACCGCCACCGCCACCAUUUUUUGAAACCGUGGAGGAGGAGGAGGAGGAGGAGGAGGAGCGUGGGUGGUCGGAUGCGGAGGCGGGAUUCAGUGACGAGGCAGAGGAUGAGCAGGAGUGGUCGGGCGGCAACGGCGCGGCGCGCGGGGAGGACCUGGGCGCGGACGCCGGCGAGGACCUUAGCGGGUGGGCGCGGCAGUGGCCGCGCCCGCGGGAGCUGUUCGUGUGCAACCUCCCGCGCCGCUGCGACGUCCAGGACCUGCUCGAGCUCUUCACGCCCCACGGCACCGUCCUCUCCGUCGAGAUCUCACGCGAUGCCGAGUCCGGAAUUAGCCGAGGAACGGCUUCUGUGACGAUGCGAUCUCUAGCAGAAGCUCGGGCAGCCAUCGACGCUCUGGAUGGAUUCGACAUGGAUGGGCGUGAGGUUUUCGUGAAGCUAGCGUCCGACGUCAUUUCCAACAGGAAAAACGUGAACCUGGCCCACAUAACGCCCACGAAGGACCACAUCUUCGAGACCCCGCACAAGGUCUACGUCGGCAACCUCGCGUGGUCUGUUCAGCCGCAAGACCUGAGAGAGCUCUUUACCCAGUGCGGAACCGUUGUUAGCACGAGGCUGCUGACGGACCGCAAAGGGGGCAGGAACCGAGUCUAUGGGUUCCUCUCGUUUUCUUCCGCCCAAGAGCUUGAGGAAGCGUUAAAGCUCGACAGAACGGUCUUCUUCGGACGGGAUAUCGUAGUGAAGGAAGCCCAUGUAGAGCGCCAGACGCGCUGAGCCGCUGAGUGUUACCCUUGAGAACUGCACUUUUUUUGUCUGCCUCGUUGACUGACUAAGCUCAUGCUCCAGGCACAAGCUACACAGCUGACGAAGAAGCAAUUGAGCGGUUCAUCGCGAAAGAGUUAAAAAAAAAAACGGUAGUGUAAAUUAGUACCAUUGCUGCAACUUUGUCAGCGCCGCCGUGGAUGCUGGUGUGAGAAAUUCUAGGACGAACUGAGAACUGGUAUUGUAGUGGUAAUACAUGUUGUUUUAGCUUCUUAUAAU